Molecule: messenger RNA, 1423 nt
Organism: Cotesia glomerata
Lineage: Eukaryota; Metazoa; Arthropoda; Insecta; Hymenoptera; Braconidae
Product: pancreatic triacylglycerol lipase-like
Exons: 4
Coding region: 50-1105 (351 amino acids)
Biological process (GO): lipid metabolic process
Molecular function (GO): lipase activity
Source: RefSeq, a predicted model, not a curated record
CGUAUAAAAGGAUAUUUUUUUCAAAUAUCUUCAGUGAAUAUUUCUAACAAUGUCUCCAACGAUACCAAGAAAAUUUUUUUUUAUUGCAAUUGGCUUUAUAAUUCUGAAUUAUGUGAAGUGUCUGAGUUUACAAUUUAGUGACAUAAAAGAUUUAAUAAAUGAAAAAAAUUUGAUUGAUACACUCGAUCCAUUGUUACUUAAGAAUGCCAACGGAUUAAUAUUAAAUGAUGCAUUGGAAGCCACUUUGAUACUUGAUCAAGAUGUACAAUUUUAUUUAUUUACUAAAGAAAAUCCCGAUUUUGAGUAUCCAUUGAAAAUACAUGAUAAUAAUAAUUUAAACGAUUCACCUUUUGAUAAUAAUGUAUCAACAAAAAUAAUAAUACAUGGUUGGACUGAUAGUGUUCACAGUAAUUGGAUUAAAGAAUUGCGGAAUAAUUAUUUAUUAACUGAUAAUUACAAUAUUAUUUGUGUUAAUUGGUAUCCUGUAUCGGCGAAAGAGUACAGAAUAGCUGCUAAAUUAACUAGACAGAUUGGUGAAUAUAUCGGCGACUUUAUAGAUUAUUUAAAAAUAAAUAGUAAUGUUUCAUUAGACACAGUACACAUACUGGGGCACAGUUUAGGAGCUCAUAUUGCUGGAUUUGCUGGUAGUAAAUUGUUUGGCGAAAUUGGUAGAAUAACUGGAAUGGAUCCUGCACGUCCAUUAUUCGAAGCUCCAAUACUUAAAGAUACCUCUGAUAGAUUAGAUUUUUCGGAUGCUAAUUUUGUCGAUAUUAUUCACACUUGUGCGGGUACUGUAGGCUUUGUGAAACCUAUUGGACACGCGGAUUUUUAUCCCAACGGUGGUACUUAUAGACAACCUGGAUGUCCUGUAUUUAUAACACAAUAUUGCAGCCAUGGAAAAAGCCAUCAAUAUAUGGCAGAAUCAAUAGUACAUCCUGAAGAAUUUGUAGCUGUUAAAUGUGAUAGCUGGAAGGAUUAUAAGGCAAAUAAAUGUUAUGAUAAUACAACUGCAAUAAUGGGUGAAUCGAUAAGUACAGAUACACAUGGGAUAUUUUUUUUGGAGACAAAGCCAGAUUUUUCACUUAUUAAGUAUUUUAUGAUAUAAAAAAUUCAUUAUCACUGAUAUUUAAGUCUAUGUUCAGGACCGUCGAAUGAAUUACUAUCUAUGAUGUAAAGAAUCCGACCCUCGGGCCACAAACAGUACCAUUCUUACCUAAAGAUCUUUUUGGACGAGUUGUUCUUAAUGCAGAUAGAGAUUCAUUAUGCAGAUUCAAAAUAAUCGCGAUCGAAACUAAUUUUAAGAAAACCGAAAAAAAAUUCAACAUUGUUGAAUUAGAAGAAAAAACUAUUGUUCAAUUGUAAAAAAAAAUUUUAUUACUACCAAUAAUGGUAAAUGACGUAAUUAAAGACAAGAUUCUGGUCA